Purpureocillium takamizusanense is the source of this 1042-nucleotide messenger RNA. RefSeq lists its product as uncharacterized. Gene Ontology annotation, cellular component: preribosome, small subunit precursor; nucleolus; 90S preribosome. Lineage: Eukaryota; Fungi; Ascomycota; Sordariomycetes; Hypocreales; Ophiocordycipitaceae. The transcript is spliced from 2 exons. Gene Ontology annotation, biological process: maturation of SSU-rRNA from tricistronic rRNA transcript (SSU-rRNA, 5.8S rRNA, LSU-rRNA). The record is from RefSeq and is a predicted model, not a curated record. Bases 74 to 835 code for a protein of 253 amino acids.
CGCCAGCAAUUGAUUGCUCUCAUAACCAAUUCACUAGCGCCUCCGAGUGCACAGCUCGUGUCGUCCCGCCAUCAUGGCUCCCCUCCCGCCCACUGCCUCCUCCUCUUCCUCCAAGCCCUCCGCCCGCGCCCUCCGCCAAGCCCGCGUCGACGGCACCAUCCACCCCCUCCUCCCCUCCAAGCUCUUCCGCCCCGACGCCGCCGUCUCCGACUCCUUCCUCUCCACCAAGCGCGACCGCCGCACCAUCCGCCGCUCCGUCUUCGUCUCUCGCGUCGCCGACUCCUCCGCCCAUUCCCGCACCCGUACCUCUUCCUCCUCCGGCCGCGUCUCCCGCCGCAAGAGCCAAAAGAGCCGCGAGGCGAAGAGCCGCCUCGGCAACCUCUCCGCCCUGGCCAGCGCCCUCGACGACCUCCAAGACGACGAUGGCGGCGGUGGCGAUGCUGAUGAUGAUCAAGGCAGGGACGCCGGCGAGGCAGCCAGGGCGGGCCGCAUCCGCCACCGCAGCAUGAAGAUGACCAAGGGCGCGCUCAAGCGCAAGGAGCGAAUCGUGCGCGGCGAGAUGCACCGCUUUGGCGUCAGCAUGGCCAAACUCGCCGAGACGACGGGCCCUGCCGCCGCCGCUGACGCUUCUUCCACAGCGGUGACGGGCUCAUCGGCCACUGUGUCUGGGGUCAAGGACUCUGGCAAGUUGAAAGGCAAAGCUGGUGAUGUCGCCGUGGCAGAAGGUGCCAAAGAACCGCAGCAACAUCAUCCCUCCGAUACGGGCAAUCGGUGGGCGGCCCUGCGAGGCUACAUUUCCUCCACCAUGGAGCAGAACCCUGCGUUCAGAAAGUAGAAAUGUUCCAGCGUCUGAUUGAUACCCGAAAAGGGGGAUGGGUAGAUGGACUUUGGUAGCCGGGUUGCGGCACGGAAUAAGGACAUGGUCCAUGUGGUUCAACCAACUAUGCAUCGACGGAGUUGGCGGCGUUUGGCACGAAAAGAAUCUUUACAUGUUCGCAUUCAGCUAGCUAGUCAUAUUCACAUGGGAACCGAUGCGUCGUAG